This is a messenger RNA of Puma concolor (puma), 1707 nucleotides long. Lineage: Eukaryota; Metazoa; Chordata; Mammalia; Carnivora; Felidae. The record is from RefSeq and is a predicted model, not a curated record.
AGGACAGACCUCAGGAUGAUGAUGCCUGUGGUGGAUCCUGUUGUCCGUGAAAAGCAACUGCAGCAAGAAUUACUCCUUAUCCAGCAACAGCAGCAAAUCCAGAAGCAACUCCUGAUUGCAGAGUUUCAGAAACAGCAUGAGAACUUGACACGGCAGCACCAGGCUCAGCUUCAGGAGCACAUCAAGGAACUUCUAGCCAUAAAACAGCAACAAGAACUCCUAGAAAAGGAGCAGAAACUGGAGCAGCAGAGGCAAGAACAGGAAGUAGAGAGGCAUCGCAGAGAACAACAGCUUCCUCCUCUCAGAGGCAAAGAUAGAGGACGAGAAAGUAAGAGGCACCAGGGAGCAGUGGCAAGUACAGAAGUAAAGCAGAAGCUUCAAGAAUUCCUGUUGAGUAAAUCAGCAACAAAAGACACUCCAACUAAUGGAAAAAAUCAUUCCGUGAGCCGCCAUCCCAAGCUCUGGUACACGGCUGCCCACCACACGUCACUGGAUCAAAGCUCUCCACCCCUGAGUGGAACAUCUCCAUCUUACAAAUACACAUUACCAGGAGCACAAGAUGCAAAGGAUGAUUUCCCCCUUCGAAAAACUGCCUCUGAGCCCAACUUGAAGGUGCGGUCCAGGUUAAAACAGAAAGUGGCAGAGAGGAGAAGCAGCCCCUUACUCAGGCGGAAGGAUGGAAAUGUUGUCACUUCAUUCAAGAAGCGAAUGUUUGAGGUGACAGAAUCCUCAGUCAGUAGCAGCUCUCCAGGGUCUGGCCCCAGCUCACCAAACAAUGGGCCAACCGGUAACGUUACUGAAAAUGAGACUUCAGUUUUGCCACCUACUCCUCAUGCUGAGCAUAUGGUUUCACAGCAACGCAUUCUAAUUCACGAAGAUUCCAUGAACCUGCUAAGUCUUUAUACCUCUCCCUCUUUGCCCAACAUUACCUUGGGACUUCCAGCAGUGCCAGCCCAGCUCAAUGCUUCGAAUUCACUCAAAGAAAAACAGAAGUGUGAGACUCAGACGCUCAGACAAGGCGUUCCUCUGCCUGGGCAGUAUGGGGGCAGCAUCCCAGCAUCUUCAAGCCAUCCCCAUGUCGCUUUAGAGGGAAAACCCAACAGCAGCCACCAAGCUCUCCUGCAGCAUUUGUUACUGAAAGAACAAAUGCGACAGCAAAAGCUUCUUGUGACUGGCGGAGUUCCCUUACAUCCUCAGUCUCCAUUGGCAACAAAAGAGAGAAUUUCACCUGGCAUUAGAGGUACCCACAAAUUACCCCGUCACAGACCCCUGAAUCGAACCCAGUCCGCACCUUUGCCUCAGAGCACAUUGGCUCAGCUGGUCAUUCAGCAGCAACACCAGCAAUUCUUGGAGAAGCAGAAGCAAUACCAGCAGCAGAUCCACAUGAACAAACUGCUUUCGAAAUCUAUUGAACAACUGAAGCAACCAGGCAGUCACCUCGAGGAAGCGGAGGAAGAGCUUCAGGGGGACCAGGCGAUGCAGGAAGACAGAGCGCCCUCUAGUGGCAACAGCACUAGGAGCGACAGCAGUGCUUGUGUGGAUGACACACUGGGACAAGUUGGGGCUGUGAAGGUCAAGGAGGAACCAGUGGACAGUGAUGAAGAUGCUCAGAUCCAGGAAAUGGAAUCUGGGGAGCAGGCUGCUUUUAUGCAACAGGUAAUAGGCAAAGAUUUAGCUCCAGGAUUUGUAAUUAAAGUCAUUAUCUGA